This is a messenger RNA of Trichosurus vulpecula (common brushtail), 7751 nucleotides long. RefSeq names its product centromere protein E (gene CENPE). Gene Ontology annotation, molecular function: ATP binding; microtubule binding; plus-end-directed microtubule motor activity. The transcript has 47 exons. Gene Ontology annotation, biological process: mitotic cell cycle; microtubule-based movement. NCBI's taxonomy places the organism in Eukaryota, Metazoa, Chordata, Mammalia, Diprotodontia, Phalangeridae. The record is from RefSeq and is a predicted model, not a curated record. Gene Ontology annotation, cellular component: microtubule. Bases 1 to 7389 code for a protein of 2462 amino acids.
AUGGCGGACGAAAGCGCUGUCACGGUCUGCGUUCGAGUACGGCCGCUCAUCAGCAGAGAACAAGACCUUGGAGAUGCCACACAGCUUCACUGGAAGACUGAAGACAGACUGAUUUCUCAAAUUGAUGGAACAAAAUCCUUUAGUUUUGAUCGUGUGUUUCAUACCAAUGAAACUACGGAAAAGGUAUAUGAAGAAAUGGCAGUGCCCAUUAUAUGUUCUGCCAUACAGGGCUAUAAUGGUACAAUAUUUGCAUAUGGACAGACUGCUUCAGGAAAAACCUAUACAAUGAUGGGUUCAGCAGAUGGUUUGGGUGUAAUACCUAAAGCAAUUAAUGAUAUUUUCAUAAAGAUUAAGGAGAUUCCUGAAAGAGAAUUUCUAUUACGUGUAUCUUAUAUGGAAAUUUACAAUGAAACCAUAACAGAUUUACUCUGUGACACCAGAAAAAUGAAACCUUUAGAAAUUCGGGAAGAUUUCAAUAGAAAUGUGUAUGUAGCUGAUCUCACAGAAGAGGUGGUCUCCACACCAGAGCUGGCUCUGCAGUGGAUCAAGAAAGGAGAGAGAAACAGGCACUAUGGGAAAACAAAAAUGAAUCAGAGAAGUAGUCGUUCCCAUACAAUUUUCAGAAUGAUAUUGGAAAGUAGAGAAAAGGGUGACCCUUCUAACUGUGAUGGAGCUGUCAUGGUGUCUCAUUUGAAUCUGGUUGAUCUUGCAGGAAGUGAAAGAGCCAGUCAGACAGGAUCCGAAGGACUUCGACUCAAAGAAGGCUGUAAUAUUAAUAGGAGUUUGUUCAUACUGGGACAAGUGAUCAAGAAGCUUAGUGAUGGACAAGCUGGAGGUUUCAUAAACUAUCGAGAUAGCAAGUUGACUCGAAUUCUCCAGAAUUCCUUAGGAGGAAAUACAAAAACUCUUAUUAUUUGCACUAUCACUCCAGUGUCUUUUGAUGAAACACUUAGUACUCUCCAAUUUGCCAGUACUGCUAAAUAUAUGAAAAAUACACCCCAUGUUAAUGAGGUAUUGGAUGAUGAAGCUCUCUUGAAAAGAUAUCGGAAGGAAAUAAUAGAUUUGAAAAAACAACUAGAGGAGGUUUCUUCAGAGACUCGUGUCCAAGCCAUGGAGAAAGAUCAACUAGCCCAACUUUUGGAAGAGAAAGACUUGCUUCAAAAGGUACAAAAUGACAAAAUUCAUAAUUUAACACAGAUGUUGGUGACCUCCUCUACCGUCACAUUACAGCAAGAUCUCAAGGCCAAAAGAAAACGAAGAGUCACUUGGUGCCCUGGCAAAACAAACAAAAUGAAGGAUAUUGGCUAUAUAGAUGACUUUGAUACCACAAAGGCCAUUGUGACCAAAUCAGUCAAAGCUGCCAUACCUUCCAUAGUAGAAACUGAUGAAUCCGUGUGCUCAGAGUUUGAUAUUUUCGGUAAUACUCUUGAAACGAUAUCUGAAAUGGAGUGGAAUCCAGCCACAAAGCUAAACCAGAUUCAGGAACAGGAUUUAUUGGAUUCAGUUGAACUUUGUGAAACAAUAAUAUCAGAAAAGGAGACUGUGCAGAAUGAGUUGAAUUCGCUGCGUGCUAACUUCGAUAAUCUGGUGUUAGAUUAUGAACAACUGCAAAGAAAAAAGACAGAAAUGGAAUUGAAAUUAAAUGAAAAGCUUGAGUUAGAUGAAUUUGUGACUCUGGAAAUGCAAACUAUAAAAGAACAGGAGAAUGAACUAAAUUUAAAAUCACAGCUGCUCAAAGAAAAGGAAGAACAAAUCAUGGAACUACAGAAGCUUUUAGAAUUACAAAGGGUAGAAAAUAUGAAAAUGGACUUCUCUAGUUCAGUGGAAAAUGGUGAAAAGUUAUACGAAGAACUAAAGCAUUUAAAGAAGUCUCUCCAUGAUACUGAAGCCAUAGCCCUGGAUGCCAAGAAAGAAACAGCAUUUCUUAAAAGUGAGAAUCAGGAUCUGAAAGAAAAAAUGGAGGAACUUUCAAGUAGAUGCCAGCAACUAGAAAAGGAAAAUCAUCAGUAUCAAAGACAGUUGGAAGAGAGAAAAGACAUUUCCAAAAGAAGGCAGGCUGAUCUAGAGAGAGAGUUACAAUCUGCUUUUAAUGAAAUCACAAAACUGACUUCCAUUAUCGAUGGCAAAUAUCCAAAAGAUUUGCUCCUUGCAGUGGAAUUGGAAAGAAAGGUUAAAGAUCUCCAAAAAGACUUGGAUAAGGAGUUUGAAGAAAACGCAGCUUUGCAAAAAGAAAUUAAUAUACUGUCUGAAUUGAAGUCUUUACCUACUGAACUAGAAAUUCUGAGGAAAGAGAGACUUGAAAAAUCUGAAGAGCUGGAUUUGAUAAUGGCAGAAAAGGAUAAACUUCUUACUGAAGUAGUUUAUAAAGACAAUAGGCUUCAAGAACUAUUUGAUGAAAUUGAGAAAACCAAAGAAGAGCUAGCAGCUGCUCAGUCAAAUCAUAAAGCCACCACUCAGGAAUACCAAGAUUUCAAACGACACCAUGGAGAGUUGGAGCAAAAUUAUUUUACUAUGCUUGAAGAGAUGGAGAAAAUGAAACAUCAGAUUAUAACUAUAUCAGAAGAAGCUCAUGAGGUUGUUGUAGAUUUGGAUGAUUUGGUUAGUGCACCACGCGUCAAGGCUGACAAGCUAAAUGAAGGACAAAAUUUGGAAGCUCCAGGAAAUCUUGUGCCUCUGACAUACUAUGAAAAGGACAAUGAAUUACUUCAACAACAAAGACAAAUUUCCUCCUUAAUACAGGAAAAAAAUCAACUACAGCAAAUGUUGGAGUGCGUUACAGCAGAAAAGAAUCAAUUGAAAACUGAUCUAGAGGAAAAUAUCGAAAUGACUAUUGAAAAUCAAGAGGAAUUAAGAAAUAUUGGAGCAACACUUAAAAAACAACAAGAGGAAAUCAUCAAAGAAAGGAGAAAAACUGCAGAGAAAGAAGGAGAACUUUUGAUGACUCAGGAGAGAUUGGCAGACACUGAAGAGAAACUCAAUGACAAGAUCCAAGAACUUCAAGAAAAAGAGGAGCAAAUGUUGAAUAUUAGAAAAGAAAUCAUUGAGGCUCAGGAGAAGGUGAAUGAGAUGGAGCAAUUAAGGGAUCAAUUAAAAUCCAGAAAUUCCUCUCUGGAGAGGGCAGAAAUGGAGAAGCUGGAGCUGGCUCAGAAACUUCAAGUGAGUCUGGAACAAAUAACGUCAGCGACCAAGGAAAUAAAUGAAUUGAAGAAGACACAGAUUGCUCUCCAAUUAGAGAAAGACCAACUCGAAGAAAAUAUCAGAGAAGUUAUAACUAAGGGUCUGGAAUCACAAGAAGAACUAAAAAUUGCCCAGAUACGUCUCAAGGAACACCAAGAGAGAAUUGCUAAAUUGAAAGAAUGCAUUUCAGAGCAGGCAGCUCAAGGAUUAAAUGAUCAAGGAGAUUUAGAGAAAACCAAUGCUGAACUGCAGGAAAAGAUUCAAGAGCUUCAGGAGAAAAAGGAGCAUGUUUGUAAUGUCAGGGAAGAAGUCACUGAGGCUCAGGAAAAAGUGGAUGAGGUGGAACAUUUGAAGGAGCAGUUAAAGUCCAAAGAUUCUACACUGGAGAGGAUAGAGAUGGAAAACCUGGAGCUGGCUCAGAAACUCCAGGCAAGUCUUCAAGAAACAACAUCUGUAACUGAGGAGAGAGAUGAAUUGACAAAGACACAAGAAGGUCUUCGUAUAGAGAGAGACCGACUGAAAGAAACCAUAAGGGACCUCAUAGCUAAGGAUCUAGAAACACAAGAAAAACUAAAAGUUUCUGAGAUGGAUAUGAAGGAGCACCAAGAGACUAUUGAUAAACUAAAAGGAUGUGUUUCAGAGAAGACAGCUCAACAAGAAGCUUUAGAGAAAACUAAUAUUGAAUUGCAGAAAAGGAUUCAAGAGCUUCAGGAGAAAAAGGAGCACGUUUGUAAUGUCAGAGAAGAAGUCACUGAGGCUCAGGAAAAAGUGGAUGAGGUGGAACAUUUGAAGGAGCAAUUGAAGUCCAAAGAUUCUACACUGGAGAGGAUAGAGAUGGAAAACCUGGAGCUGGCUCAGAAACUCCAGGCAAGUCUUCAAGAAACAACAUCUGUAACUGAGGAGAGAGAUAAAUUGACAAAGACACAAGCAGCUCUUCACACAGAGAGGGACCAACUGAAAGAAACCAUAAAGGACCUCAUAGCUAAGGAUCUAGAUACACAAGAAAAACUAAAGAUUGUUCAGAGUGAUCUGAAGGAGCACCAAGACACAAUCAAUGAACUAAAAGAAUGUGUUUCAGAGAAGACAGCUCAAGUGUCAGAGACUCAAGAAGCUUUUGAAAAAGUUAAUGCUGAAUUGCAAAGAAGGAUUCAACAGCUUCAGGAGCACAUUUGUAAUGUCAGAGAAGUCACUGAGGCUCGGGAAAAAGUGAAUGAGGUGGAACAUUUGAAGGAGCAAUUAAAGUCCAAAACUUCUACACUGGAGAGGAUAGAGAUGGAAAACCUGGAGCUGGCUCAGAAACUCCAGGCAAGUCUUGAAGAAACAACAUCUGUAACUGAGGAGAGAGAUGAAUUGACAAAGACACAAGCAGCUCUUCACAUAGAGAGGGACCAACUGAAAGAAACCGUAAGGGACCUUAUAGCUAAGGAUCUGGAAACCCAAGAAAAACUAAAAGUUGCUGAGAUGCAUCUGAAGGAGCACCAAGAGGCUAUUGAUAAACUAAAAGGAUGUGUUUCAGAGAAGACAGUUCAAGUAUCAGAGACUCAAGCAGCUUUUGAAAAAAUUAAUGCUGAACUGCAGGAAAGGAUUCAAGAGCUUCAGGAGAGUAGGGAGCAAGUUUUUAAUAUCAGAAAAGAAGUCACUGAGGCUCAGGAAAAGGUGAAUGAGGUGGAACAUUUGAAGGAGCAAUUGAAGUCCAAAGAUUCUACCCUGGAGAGGAUAGAGAUGGAAAACCUGGAGCUGGCUCAGAAACUCCAGGCAAGUCUUGAAAAAACAACAUCUGUAACUGAGGAGAGAGAUGAAUUGACAAAGACACAAGCAGCUCUUCACCUAGAGAGGGAUGGACUGAAAGAAACCAUAAGGGACCUCAUGGCUAAGGAUCAAGAAACGCAAGAAGAAUUAACAUUUGCUGAUAUGCGUCUAAAAGAAAACCAGGAUAUGAUUGACAGACUAAAAGAAUGCAUUUCAGAGGUAUCAAAGAGUCAAAACAUUUUAGAGAAAACCAAUGCAGAACUGCAGGUAAAGAUCCUAAAGCUUCAAGAAACAGAAGAGAACCUUGUCAGUAUGAGAGAAGAAGUGAAGGAGACUGAGCUUCAAAGGCAAUUGUUGUGUCAUUUGGAGGAGCAGCUGAAGAACAUGAAUCACAUGUUGUCUGUGGUAGAGACAGAGAAACUAGACCUGACUCAGAAACUUGAUUCAAGUCUUAGUGAAAUGAACGCUGUCAUCAAGGAAAGAGAUGCCCUGAAGGAGACAGAGAAGGCUCUCCAGAUGGAAGUAAACCAUUUGAAAGAAAGUCUGAAGAGCUACGCCCUGGACCAACAAAAGCGGAAAGAGCUGGUAAACAAUGAAGCAAACACAAAAGAGGACAUCAAACAACAUCCUAUUGAAGAUCUUAAAGAAAAGUACUUAAAGAUAAAUGAACUUCUGAAAAAAUACACUAUGAUGGAAAAUCACUGUGGGUUCUUGAACAGACUUUCUCUUGAUUUGAAGAGGGCAUUUGAAAACCAAAAUCCGCUCCAGGUCAAAGUUCAGGCCUGCCUUUCUCACACUCCUCAGGACACUAAAGCUGUCGGGAAACUUCUGGCUAGUAACAGGAGGUGCAAUAAUGAUCUCCACUCGAGUAGCACGUGCGUUCUGAAGAAGCUGGAGGGCGUGUUAAAGCAUGUUAUAGACAUAAGGAGAGAACAUCAUAAUACCAUCUGCAGAUUUGAAAUGGACUUAAUUGCGGAGGCAGAAAAGCAGAAUGACUUGUUUAUUAAAAUACAGCAUCUUCAACAACACUCUGAGACAGGAUCUCAGGAAUUAUGUGGCUACAAAAAUUUGAGCCAAAAGAUGGAUCUCCAUAUUGAGCAAAUUCUCAAGGAUGUUUCAGAGACUCAAAAUGAUAUCAACAACAUGAUAGCAGAGUUCCAACAACUGUUAAAUGCUAAGAAAGAAAUUAUCUUGUCCUUGGAAAUGUGCUUAAGCACACAUCUUGAUGCAGAGAGCCUUAAAAUAAUACAGGAGGAGAAUGAUAGGAUUGUGCAUGUGAAUAAUUUGUAUCAUAAUAAAAUAAAGGCUAUUAUGAAUGAAUCAUCUGAGUUUGAGGACAAAAGUGUUGCUGUAUGUAAAGAAUGGGAACUUGAACUGAGACAAAUGAAGGACAAGAAUGAAGAAAUGGUAAAGAUGUUCCAAACUGGAAAGACCACCCUUCUACCGCUGGAUUACUUGAACACUCUUACUGUAGGAGAAAAUAGGAAACACCAUCGUAAAUUGAGCCACAGAAGACAGACCACAGAGGAAAUUCAAGAAACAUUUCGUGAAGACAAAGAAAACAAGCAUAAACAACAGGAAAUUGAUCAAAUGCAGAAAAACCUUGAAGUGGCUAAAGUUGUGAGUAACAAACAUCUUCAAAGUCAACAAACAGCAGCACAAAAUUGUCAGGACAUCAAAACUGUGUCCAGCAAAGAAACUGAUGAUCUCAAGAUGAAAUUGGUGAAGUUGAACAUAGAAAAAAUGAAUGAGUCCAAGAAGUUGGAAAAAGAAAUUGCUUCUAAAACUGCCAUAAUAGAGCAUCAGGAAGAAAUUAUAAGCCAACUGAAGGAAAAUCUGAGAAGAGCCCAACAGUGUAAUGAUAUCUCAAUGAUAGAGCCAUCUGGUCAUGCCCAGGCUUCCCACACACCAUUGACCUGUGGGGGUGGCAGUGGUAUUAUACAGAGCACAAAGGCACUGAUUUUAAAGGCGGAUCGUGUGAGGCUCGAGAGAGAGAUUAGCAAGUUAAAGCAACAGAAUGAAUAUCUGACAAACCAUCAGAGUCAGCUGUCAAGCAACAAUUUUCAUCUUGUCAGAGAAGUCAAAAAAUGGAGGGAGAGAGCCCUUAAAAAGGAAGGCCAAGAACUCACUCGUGUCCACUCUCCAAAAUCUCCUAAAUUGACAGAAAUUCCAUCCUUAAAGAGACAAUGUAUGUCACCUCUGUAUAAAGAGCAGAAUUCACAGGAAACUUUACCAAAGGAUUCACCAAAUUCUUGGGCACAUGACGGACGGUCAAAGUCUCUACCAGUCACUUAUCAUAAUAACUAUUUUGACAACUCUGGCCUAGGCCUACUCCCAGAAAUAGCUUUCAGUUCUACAAAUGAUCCUACAAAAGAAACUCCAAGAGAGGAAAAUACAGGUUCUUUGUUGGAUCAAUGGCAGACCUCUUCAGGAAAAGACGCAGUUGAAUGUAGAACUCAGUAAUGUCAUCUUUAUGCAUUAUGAACAUUCCAGGUUCUUCACAACACUUAGAUGUAAUUUUGUAUCGUUCUCCCAACUACCGCAAUCAUAGUUCAGUUAAACUUUAUUUUGUUUGUCUCAGCGUGCCACUAAUAUUACUGGAUAAAUGAAUAGGAAACAAUGGACCAGAUCAGUAAAGAAUUGAUUAGAAUGGUAUCAAAAUGUUUAUUUCAUUUUUAAAUGUUAGAACACUUUUGAAAUAGGUUUUAUUUAAAAGGAGCUUCUGUGGAAUACAAAUUAUGGAAGGAAUUCCUCAGGCUGAGCAAUUGCAAAUGAGGAAAGAUGACUUAAUUUAUAUAGGCAUAAUUUUAUCUACUUUUUUUAAA